Molecule: messenger RNA, 1700 nt
Organism: Arabidopsis arenosa
Lineage: Eukaryota; Viridiplantae; Streptophyta; Magnoliopsida; Brassicales; Brassicaceae
Source: the annotation of a GenBank genome assembly
GUUUUCAGGAUUUCUAGUGUUGUCUGUCUCCUGUUUGGAUUAUUAUCAUUGUGUCAAUUUGGUUUAGCAAAUAUGUCGUGGAUUCCUUUGACAUAUCACUGUAUAUGUUACAGGUACUCAGAAAAGUCUUAAAAGAUGGCGAGGCUGUCUUGGCAAGCCGUGGCGGUUGUGGGGGUGCUGUUGGUAGUAGUCCUGUCGUUUGCAGAUGGGUACCCAGAAGCAGAUUUUGUUGUGAAGCUGCCAGGGCAACCAACGGUAACGUUCAGACAGUACGCUGGGUAUGUUGAUAUCGACAAGGUUGUUGGGCGGAGUCUUUUUUACUACUUUGUGGAGGCUGAGAAACGUCCCGACACAAAACCGUUAACAUUGUGGCUCAAUGGAGGUCCAGGUUGUUCUUCUGUUGGUGGAGGAGCUUUCACUGAGCUAGGUCCAUUUUACCCCACAGGCGAUGGUCGUGGCCUCCGCAUUAACUCCAUGUCUUGGAACAAAGCCUCGAACCUGCUAUUUGUGGAUUCGCCGGCUGGCGUAGGAUGGUCUUACUCCAACCAAAGCUCUGAUUACAACACCGGGGACGAGUCUGCUGCCAACGAUAUGCUUGUGUUCUUGUUGAGAUGGUUCGAUAAGUUCCCGGAGUUGAAGUCUCGCGACCUCUUUCUCACUGGCGAAAGCUAUGCUGGACAUUACGUACCUCAACUCGCUGAUGCGAUUCUCAACUACAAUUCACGCUCGAGCGGGUUCAAAUUCAACAUCAAAGGCAUUGCGAUUGGGAAUCCACUUCUUAAGCUUGACAGGGACAUUCCAGCUGUAUACGAGUUCUUCUGGUCGCAUGGCAUGAUCUCUGAUACAGUGGGACGCACAAUCAGGAGUCAAUGUGACUUCUCACAUUACACAUAUGCGUUCCCACAUAACGUAAGCGAUGCUUGCAACGACGCUACCACUGAAGCCGGAAUCAUCAUUACCGAAUAUGUCAACAACUUUGAUGUUCUCCUUGACAUUUGCUACCCGUCAAUUGUCCUGAAAGAACUAAGGCUUAAGCAAAUGGCCACAAAGAUGAGCAUGGGAGUGGAUGUCUGUUUGACCUACGAAAGACAGUUCUUUUUCAAUCUCCCAGAGGUACAGAUGGCGCUUCACGCAAACCGCACUCAUCUGCCAUAUUCAUGGUCUCUGUGCAGCAACCUGUUAAACUACUCUGGCAUCGAUGUAAACACCAACAUGCUUCCGACUCUGAAGAGAAUUAUACAGAACAAAAUUCCUGUUUGGAUCUUCAGUGGAGAUCAAGAUUCUGUAGUUCCAUUUCUUGGAACAAGAACUGUCGUACAAGAACUUGCCGACGAUCUCAAUUUCACGACGACAGUUCCAUAUGGAGUGUGGUUCCAUAAAAGACAGGUUGGAGGCUGGGCCAUCGAGUAUGGAAACCUACUCACGUUUGCAACAGUGAGAGGAGCGGCUCAUGCGGUGGCGUACAAGCAGCCCUCUCGCGCUCUGCAUCUGUUCAGCACCUUUGUGCGUGGACAGAGAUUGCCUAACAAGACCGAUAUAGGUUUUCAUGAUUGAGGAAGAGAAGCAACCUCAUUAUGAGAGUAUAUAUCCUUAGAUGAGUAGAGAUAAGAAAAUAUAAGGGUUUAUGUUGUGCCCUGCUUGUGUCUAGGUGAUGAGACAUAUUUUCAGACGAUUAUUUGUAAUAAAACACUUCUCUUGAU